Messenger RNA from Bemisia tabaci, 1122 nucleotides. NCBI's taxonomy places the organism in Eukaryota, Metazoa, Arthropoda, Insecta, Hemiptera, Aleyrodidae. The record is from RefSeq and is a predicted model, not a curated record.
AGUUGAUACUUGUUGAGCCGUCGCGCGAUCACCACUAUCCGUUCUUCCACUCCUCUGGACUCCUUCAAGUUCCUCGGUGGCCCGACUCCCGGCCCGGAUCCCUGUGUCCCCAGUGUUGUGUUUUGAGAAACGGCCACGCCGGCCGGGCCGCGCUGAGUGAAGUGGAGGUGUCGCUUCCUGAUUUCGAGAAGAAGCAGGGCAGAGGAGUAGCAGGAAGGAUAGGAUGGGGCAGAAGAAGAUCGAGAUAGAGGAGAAAUGGCACCACCCGCCGACUUCCAUCUACGAGGACAACUACGGCUACCUGGCCAACUACUACCAACCGAUGCUGGACUACAUGGACGCCCGCGACCGGGGCGCCCCCCGCGGCGAGUACCCGCACCUCCCGUGGACGAACGAGCGCGGUCGGGACCAAUACCGGCCGUCGAACAAGAUCCAAAAAUACCCGACGGCCGAGCUCAACGCCCUGGCGGUGGAGGCCGAGCGCGCGGCUCAGCGGAACCUCAAACACGUCCCGGUCGGCAUCAAGAGCUCCGACUUCGCCAAAAUCAAAACCGUCCAGGCGUCGCGCCUCUCCGAGCACAUCCGACUCGCCUCCGUCGACAAGGAGAUCAAAGACUCCCUCGCCCGAAGGUCCUUACGCACCCGCGCCAACUCCGAGUCCAGAAUGGCCGACUACGAGCUCUCGGUUCCCCUCUCCUCCCUGGCCCGCAAGCCCCAGAUCCUCCACAACGUCUCCAAGAUCAAGUCCAUCGCCAGCAUCAAGAACCAGUUCCUCUUCGAGACCAACCGGAACCUCAAUAAGGACAACGUCGACAUCAAAGUCGGCGACUACUGGGGCCGCCAGGGCUACUACGCCGACGAGGCCAUCAAGUACCACGGCACCGUCCAGGACAAGCGGUUAGGGUUCACGUCGCAGAACUACGUCACCGACGACGUCAAGUACGUGCGCCCUAUCCAGUCGCUCCAGAGGGAGCUCACCGGCUUCGAGAACAAGGCCACGCACCUCUUCGACGAGAAUAGGAGGUUUCACAGAGUCUGGUGAGGGGAGGUCGUCUUCUUCACAAAAUGGAACUAUCUCUUCCUGCUUCGGCCGUUAAACCGAUGCGAAUGGUCCGCCAAAAA